Staurois parvus is the source of this 132-nucleotide messenger RNA. The record is from the annotation of a GenBank genome assembly. NCBI's taxonomy places the organism in Eukaryota, Metazoa, Chordata, Amphibia, Anura, Ranidae.
AUGUACUGGUUUGUCCUCUACGACCUGCAGAACGUUUUAGGGACCUGUGGCCUGAAGAAGUUAGUGACCUUUUUAACUUGGUACAAAGAGUUUCAAAUGUUGUGGAGACCCACUUUGGUGGCACCUCUUUAA